AGCAGGCAGGGAACUACAGUAGACAGAGAGAGGACAUCCUGGAAGAAGUUGAUCUGUGGGGUUUGUGGCUCCUGCAUCCCUGAAAGGAAGCCAAGCAGAAGCUGCAGAGUUCUGGGCCUGUGAGCCAGGAUCUCAUUGCUUCUUUGUGAAGAACGCAGCAGAAAUGUCGGUGUGGUCUGUCUUCUUGUUCCUGAUCCAUUGCUUGCAUGGCCAUCAGUCGUGCCCACGAAGGUGUGACUGCCCGCCAGGAAACGGUGUGGUGUGGUGCAGUUGGAGAAAUCUGAUGGUUAUCCCUUUUGACAUUCCUCAUGACACUCGAGUAUUGUACCUAGACUCUAACUGGAUUGUCCACAUAUCCAGCGGGGCCUUCCACGGCCUGAAACUCCUCCAUGAACUUCACCUGGCGGACAAUCUCAUCGAGAGCAUUUCUCCAGCAGCCUUCCACGGCUUAGGGAAUGCACUGAGGCUCCUGGACCUUUCAGGGAACAAGCUGCGAAACAUAGACCCUGCUCCUUUCAUCAUGCUGACCUGGGUGAAGCUAGAACUCUACAACAAUCCCUGGCAUUGUGACUGCUCCCUGCAGGAGCUGAUGAAGGCUCUUUCCUUAGGAGCCAGGACGGCGGAAGACAUUGUGUGCACCACCGCAACUUGGAAGGAGUAUGUUGGGAAGACUUUGUCCCAUCUGGUCAGCGCUGGCGUCAACUUCUGUGUCACUCAGCAGAAGCACACCGAUUUUGCAAUGCUGCUCACUAUGUUUGUCUGGUUUGGUGUCGUUAACACUUACAUCAUCUAUUAUAUCCGGCGCAACCAAGCCGAAUCCCGGCGUCACUUGGAAUACCUCAAAUCCCUGCCGGUUCCUAGCAGCAGCUCAUUCCAACCUGAGGAGAAGGAGGUGGAUGAAGACAAUACACUCAGCACAAUCCUCUGAUGGACUAGACUCACACGCGCGCUGGGGCUACACAACAGAACUGUUUUGGAAGCAGAUUUAAUCUGAUAAGAAUUUGUCCCUCUAAAGAAAUUUAGCUUUAUAUCUAGGGACCAACCCAAAAAAAAUGCUGCUUAAGACAAAGCUGCUGUCCAAUUGUAAUGGUUAAACGGGGAAGACCUUGGGAGGCUGGGCCCAGAGAUUCUGCCUAGGAACCAAUCAGAGACAGCAUAGCCCGCAGCUGGCUAGUGGGUGAUGUAACAGGCUCUGAAGGGAUCACCCCUAAUUUCUCAGGAAGUAAAGGAGACAGUGGAAAAUUGUAUUUUCAGAUUCACAAGACUGAUGUCAGCCUUACCAGGGAGACCAGACAGGAAAUACAAGUAGAUGAACUAAUUCUACUUUAUUGCAAGUCUUUUUUUUCCCCCUUUCCUUCCUUUCAUUCAAUCCUGUCUGAUUCUCGAGGCUGCCUGGACAAGUCCCAGCAGUUUUCCUGGCAAGAAUUUUUUUUUUCCAGAAGUGGCUUACCAUUGCCCACUUUCUCAGGUUUAGAGAGAGUGGCUAGCCCAAAGUCACACAGUUGGCUUCGUACCUCAGGUAGGACUAGAAUGCAUGGUCUCCGGGUUUCUAACAUGAUGCCUUAACUGCUACUACAGCAAGCUGGUUUCAUUGUAAGGCUACAUUAACAUAGUCUCUAGCCAAUCCAUUUCUCCCACAUGACAAUUUUAGCUACAAGAAUUAUUCCGGUAUGAUUUUACUUGAUUUAUGUCCUUCUCUCCUGAUAGGCUGGAAUAUUAUCUGGGUUAAACAUUGGGCUAAACUGGGUUUGACUAAGGUUGCAACCCAUCAGAUAUUUUGGGUGUUUAUUUGGUAGUUUGCCCAAGUGUGCUACUUGCUAUUUUUUCAGAAUAAACUAGGAAUAUUUGCUCUAAAGAUAGAGCAAUUCCAUCCCCUCCUAGUAAACUCACAUCUUAAUCCACUAGCUACCACUCAUCAAUUUAUACCAAUCUCACUGACAAGACUCUUUUUCUUUCAGCUUCUCCAACAAAUAUCUGAUUGGUUAAAUUAGCAGCAGCCUGAAAUGUGAGAAUUCCCUUCCCCAACUGUGGAUUCCCUUAAGAUGGCUGGAUCAAAGGCUGGCUUUAAAAUCAUCCUCCAAAAAUUACAUUUCCAACUUUCACCAACUAGGCGGGUCGUUCCCAGUCCUCUUGGAACAGUGGGAACAUGUCUGUUUAAACUGCGAGCCUCAUCUUCUCCACUUGGGCUGCUGAAAUCCACUUUGUUUCUGUCUUCCUUCCCACCCAUAAAGUUUGCAGAUUUUCUUUUCUCUCAGUGGCCACUUUUUGUAAACACUUUGAAGCAUGAGUAAUAUGCAUAAUGGCUGGCAUCUCCGUUUUUUCCUGGCAAGCAUCCCCUGUGCCUUUAACAGUAGAACAAAAGGCAAAAAAAAAAAAAAUCACAGCUGUAAUUAUCCUUGUAAUCCUUGUUGGAAUUAUGCCCCUUAAAACUGCACUUGCAGCAUUAUUUCUGCCUUUUGUCUCCCCCACAGGCCACCAUGCUAUAUAAUUCAAAACAGUUGUUUAAAAACUAGAUCCCCUUUCUAUUGUGUACACUGUUUCUUAUAAUUACACUAGAUAAAACACCUGUCAGUCAAUUUGGAUCCCUCUUUCUAGAUAUAUCAUAGUUUAAUAUACUAGGGAGCAAAGCAUGAAAUCAAUAACAAAAUCCCAGUUUCUUAAUCCCUGGUGUUUUACAGAGAUGUUCUAUCUAAUCUGCUCAAUUAUUGCCAUUCCCCACCCCCCAAAACUGAUUUGAUAUCCUCUUAAAGACUCUCAGGGUAUUACAUCAGAAGUGGUCAGCUGACAUCUUCAAUCUAAUUUCCAAAGAAGCAAAAUUCAAUUCAAGAAGACUAACAGCUAUUUCACCUUUUCUUGGUAGCAUCUCCACAAGUAAAAAGCAAUUGUUUUAAAAGGAGAGAGAUUGACGGAAACAGAAACAAGGGUGAUGGUGAAAGAAAUAGGAUGGUUUUUGGCUCUAGCUACAACUGACCUUCACUCUACCCACUGCUUCAAGGAAAUGCUGUUUUGGGGAGAAAAACGGGUUUCCAUUAACAUGAAAUGCAUAUUUGUAAUCAGAAAUACUGUGUGUCUAACUCUGCUUCUUUGGUGGCUGUGCCUACAUAAAUAAAAGUACAUCUAAUUCCAAA
Pantherophis guttatus is the source of this 3128-nucleotide messenger RNA. RefSeq names its product leucine-rich repeat-containing protein 3-like. The record is from RefSeq and is a predicted model, not a curated record. Gene Ontology annotation, molecular function: protein binding. NCBI's taxonomy places the organism in Eukaryota, Metazoa, Chordata, Lepidosauria, Squamata, Colubridae.